Molecule: messenger RNA, 1421 nt
Organism: Thermothelomyces thermophilus ATCC 42464
Lineage: Eukaryota; Fungi; Ascomycota; Sordariomycetes; Sordariales; Chaetomiaceae
Exons: 3
Coding region: 487-1089 (200 amino acids)
Biological process (GO): positive regulation of translational termination; positive regulation of translational elongation
Molecular function (GO): RNA binding; ribosome binding; translation elongation factor activity
Source: RefSeq, a predicted model, not a curated record
AACCCACUCCCACGAAGAGGUUGAGAUCAAGCUCCCCCAGCUCGCCGGACGGGAAGGUCAACACUCUUCAUUCCAAGCCCAAGCACAUCUUCCUCCCAGCGGAGAGGGUCGCUUCAGAGAAGAAGAGGUCCGCAUCACUCGUCAAGAGGAACAUCACCGCCGUCCCGGCAUCCGUGAAGAGUUCGUUCACCGCGAGGAGCGUCACCGCCCAACUACCGCAAGGAAGCUUCCGUAGUCGGUACCACCGUCGACGGAUCCCGCUUCAGCCACAGCCGCAAGGCCAGCAGCACCACCUCCACCCACACCGACGAGUACACCGUCGAUCCCCCUAGCCACCGCCCCGUCUACAAGAAGGAGUCGGUUGAAGUCGCCGGUACCACUGUUGACCCCCCUGCUCCUCGUUCGACCUACCACGAGCAGGUGAACAUUGUUGAAGAGACCGUUGACGCUCACCGUUACGCUCCUCAACACAACAACAACAACAAGAUGGGCUACUACGACGAGGACGGCCACUACCACUCUUUCCGCCAUGGAUUGCACAAGUUGGCUGACCGUAUUGCGCAUCCUGAAGGCCAUGACCGCGUUGAGGUGAGCGAGGUUCGUGAGACCCGCCGCACCCGCGCUCCGUCUUCGGAGGCGUACACGCCGAACACGGUCACCAUUCCGUGCCACCACAUCCGCCUCGGCGACAUCCUGAUCCUCCAGGGCCGCCCCUGCCAGGUCAUCCGUAUCUCGACCUCGGCUGCCACUGGCCAGCACCGCUAUCUUGGUGUCGACCUCUUCACCAAGCAGCUCCAUGAGGAGUCGUCGUUCGUCUCGAACCCUGCUCCCAGCGUCGUCGUCCAGACGAUGCUUGGCCCUGUUUUCAAGCAGUACCGCGUCCUCGACAUGCAGGACGGCCACAUCGUCGCCAUGACCGAGACGGGCGAUGUCAAGCAGAACCUGCCCGUCAUCGACCAGAGCAACCUCUGGGGCCGCCUCAAGCAGGCCUUCGAGACUGGCCGCGGCAGCGUCCGUGUCCUGGUCGUUUCUGACAACGGCAACGAGAUGGCUGUUGACAUGAAGGUCGUCCACGGCUCGCGCCUCUAAGUCAAGCCGGCAGGCUUUCAUGCAAGCUUUGGGGCUACGAGUCGGGCGGCAUUGGGUUUGCGUUUGAUGCAUCUUGGUUACGGCGUGUAUGUCAUUUGAAGAUUGAAAGCUGCGCCUUGGUCGACUCCUGGCGCCGGAUGGAUAUACAUGUUCCUCGGGAGGAUAUGAAGGUUUCAUGUCGCUAGUUUCACGUGUAUAUGAUGACUGUAAUGGAUGGAUGUUUAUGGCCAACUUUGCGAUUGAUAUCUUGAACCUUUUUUCUGGUCGUGUGAGUGAACAGUGAUUAAGUGAGAGUGAGGUAUGCACCGUUUAUCACAAGGUUGCCUUGAUAU